UGCUGUUAAAAGAAAAAGAACUAUUGAAAUAUUUCGGAAGAAACUGCUGCUCACGAGUAUAUAACCCUGAUUAAAUCUUCGAUCAAAUGGCAUAACACGAUUUAUGUUUUGUUUCAGAAAACGAACGGCGACUACGAUUGAUUUUACGAGAUCCCAAGUCGAUAUUGUGCCACGUCGAAAUCGGAACUCGGCUCGACUACGAUCUCAUUUCAUAGAGCCGACUUGUUUUUCCAUCGUCGACGACGCAAAAUUAUUUAAAAAGAAAUAUCAUUCUCAACAGACCAUGACCACCGCAUCGAUCAACGACAACGUGUUCGAGAUCCGAAAAUUAAACCAAUAUCUCGGAGCCUUCGUAGCGUCCCUGGGCGGUUUUGCGCUUGGCAUCUCACUAGGUUGGAAUUCAAAGGCUAGUGUUGUACUGAGGAAUUAUUUCGAUGCCACUGUAACUGAAAUCGGAUUGAUCGGGGGCAUUUUAAAUGGUGGCAUCUGUAUAGGAGCGAUAUCGAUGAUGUUUAUUGCAGGACGAGUCCCUAGAACGAAGAUCAUGUUCUGGACGAUGCCGGUUCUUCUUCUUACAUGGAUUCUAAUGAUCAGCCAUCGUGGACAGAAGGUUGUAUUAUUCCUUAUUGGAAGAUUUAUUUGUGGCAUCUGUGGCGGCGUAUUCUGUGUUCUGACGCCGAUAUACGUGGCCGAAAUAGCAAGCAAAGAAACUCGAGGGCGUUUGCUCGCGUUCUUUCAACUUCUUAUUAACUGUGGCGUGAUGUACGCUUUCUACGUAGCUCACGCAAUCACUGAAGUUGAAACUGUGUGGAGGUACAGCGCAAUUUGUGGGCUCGCGUGUCUUUCGAUCGCGCCAGUAAAAUUAUUACCUGAGAGUCCGCUCUACUAUUUGUCGAGGAACGACGAGAUCAAUGCAGAAAAGUCCUUGAGAUGGUAUCGCGGCGAUACUUACGAUGUCCAGCACGAAAUCAGCGAAACGAAGCGUCUCAUUCUUGCGACUAGCUCGAAAAAGUUUAGCUUGAAGUUGGUAAGAAAUCGCCGAGUACUUCGUUCCAUCGCAACUUGCUUUGGAGUAAUCCUGGCCCAACACUUGUGUGGCGUCAAUAUGAUGAUUUUCUACGCCCUGAUCCUCUUCGACACCAGCGGUUCCGGUGAACUAACCGGAAGCGAACAGACGUUGGUCGUCGGUGCCGUUCAAAUAUUGGUAUCUCUCUUGGCUGCGUUCCUCGUCGACGUACUUGGACGACGAAUUCUCCUCACCCUCUCCUCCCUUCUCAUGGGAUUGUUCCUUAUACUGCUAGGUUGGUUCUUUAGCCUACGCGACGCUGACCCCGAAAAUGACGACAUUUACUUCUGGAUGUCGCCCACAUGGAUCACUCUGAUCUUUGCCUCGUUCAAUCUAGGUCUUGGACCAAUUUCCUGGUCUCUGUUAGGCGACACGCUUCCGGAACAACUGAAGACACCAGUGGUUUCCGUUGCAGUUGCUUUCGGAUGGUUAAUCUCGCUGAUGGCCACGCUGACUUUCGACGAAAUGAUCAUUUCCCUAGGUGGCACGAAAGUCAUGUGGCUUUCUGCCGCCAUAUGCUGGUUAACGGGCCUAUUCUGUGCCAUCGUGGCUAAAGAUAACACUGGCAAAAGUCUAAUAGAAAUCCAAGAAAACUUUCGUAUCGAGUCUAACAGAGAACUAGCGAGAACCUGAUAGUUGUUCUCUAAUUUUUAUUACAAUUAGGAUUUCUUUUAGUCGUAUUUCGUAUUUUGAAUCUUGAACGAGGUGAAAACCCACCUUUUUUGUACUUUAUUCAGAUUCGGUCAAGAAAUUACGUGUUUUUAACUAUCUUUAAAGACAUUUUGUAGUUAAAGCAAAUAGAAAUGGAUCUCUGUAUAAUGGAUUGCGGAUUUUUAUGCAGUUUUAUAGUUUUAGGAACACAAUUGAGGAAACGGAACUCAAUAGAUUUAUUUCACCCAUUAGAUAUUAUUAUGAGUACUAUACUUCGGAUAUUUUUAUACAUAUUUAUAUAUUAUAUGUAUUACUGCAUCUUCGGAUUUCCUAUAAAUGCAUAAACAUUCGUAGUCUGAUGAUUGGUUUAUAAAAAAGUAUGUAUAAUGGACACAUAGUAAUUAUUGGUUCAAAUAAACCGCAAAGACGUUACUGUUUAACUUGACUCUUUCGGAUUAUUUUUUCAUGCCUUUUACACUUCCAAUUUACUUACUCGUGGCCAACGAUAAUUUAAUUUUUUUAUUUCGUAAAAAUUGCUAAAAAUAUAUGAUUCUACCAUUCUUAUACUUUUUAUAAACGCUUGAAACAAUUUCAAUGUAGAAUAUUAAUUAAAAUAAUAUUUCUCUAUUUUCUAUGAUCCAAAUUACUCAAUUUUUUCUUUAUUUCUGCUUCCUUUCGUUGUAACAGUAUUUAUACAAUUUUAAUAAAAAAAUAUAUCUAUCUCUUUCUAUUCCUUUUUUUUCACUAAAUUUUACUGAACUUUCAUCCAGAAGGACAUAUAAUUAGUGGCGACCUAAAUUACUUAUCUGCCUCCUUUGGCACAAAAAGAUAUAUUAACUCAAUCUUACCUUUACGAAACUUUCGGCAAUAAAUUCGGUAAAGUGUUAAAAGCAUUUGCGCAUAAACUAGCAAGAAGUAGCAGAAAUACUGUGGAAGUGUUGAUAAUACACAUGACGUAAACAAUUCCCCUCAUUUUUAUUGUAUUUUCUCUAGUUUCUACACUUCGAACCGUAAAAUGUUUCAAACUGAGGGAACUACAUACCGUUACUUUGAACGCCGCUGAAUCGUAAACCUUGCAAGCAAUUAUUUGCUUGUUUACUUGUAAUUGUAACUUGCCAUCGUUGGAUUUCUUCAUCGAAUUUAUUCAAAUUAUACGGUUCGUUUCAGCGUAUCCUCGUUCAGUUUUUGCUUUUUAAUCGAAAAGAAAAAUUAAUUGCGACGCCAAUACUACGAAAUAAUGAUAAUAACAGAAAGUAUCGACAUUGUAAAUUGUAAUACAAGAAAAUAAACGAAAAUGAUUUUUUAUUCGAUACAAUAAUUUUAUCGAAAACUAGUAAAUUAAACAAUCCGUAAAAAAUAUUUCUGACAAAUUCUCGAACUUCUCGUCCAAUAUUAACAUAUUGUAAUGGAUAAUAAACUCGGCUUUCAUUUUCAUCUUUCAGUUUCGUUCUUUUGUUUAGCGCAUUAUUUAGAAUUGCAAAAAUUUUUUGUUAGGCUCUCAAGAGUCAAACUGAUCAGUUUAACCUUUUGUUAAUUUCUUAAUUUCACUAUACAAAUACACGAUUAAUGUUUAAUUUUCAAGAGACAAAUAACUUAUUUUCAUAAACACUGUGAAAAAAGGGUGACACAAAUAAUAAUGAAUGACAAGAUGAAUUUAAAAAAUAAUGUUUGUAACAUCAUUAUUUUUCUGUACUUUUCAACUUAUGAAGUUGAUCAAUGUGGCUCUUGAACGCUUCAUAGGACAAAAAAAAGUAUCUACAAAAAUGCUGAUCCUUAUAUCGUACACCUUAUAUAUUUUCCAUACUAUUGUAUAUGCAUUCUAUGUGUUGUUGUGCUUUUAAAUUUUCUGUAAAUACAUAAUAACCCACAGUCUAGCAACAAUCAGGCAGUACAAAUAUUUCAAAUAAUAGUAGAUUCAACUACGUAUUCAACGGUUAGUUUCGAAUUAUGAUAUUCUCGAUUCCUGGUCUCGAGUUUGUCAGUCGUACGGUCUCAAUAGGUUAACGAGAACACUUAUCGGGCUCUGUAUCGAAUGGAAUGGCUUGCGUUUGUUGGCCGUCGUCCAAAAAGACGCCAAAGAAGAUUCGCGGACGUAUUUUGUUUCGGAUCUGAUAUAUUGCAAACAGAUGCAACGAAUCCUCGUGCAACCUUUUGACAAAAAUAACAUAGCGAAGGCGAUCGUUCGAGUCGCGGAACGAUUUCAUUAAGCGCCCCUUUUAUAUUUACCCCCGACGUCUGUAAUUGACGAUAUGAGACGCAAGUUUUACUUCGAAAUCUAUAUGUUCCGUCAGUCUCUUCGAAAUGUAUAAGCGAGUAAAAAGAACUGAGAAUGAAGCUAUUUUUGUAAAAAGGAAAUAUAAAUUGGAAAAUGUUUCGUUUAAAAUAAUGGCUGGUGACUUUAAUCGUACAAUUAAUAGAUUAAUUUUUGUUAUUAUUGUUAUUUAUAAAAAGUAUAGUAUUACUUAUGAUAUAGUAUAGCUUAUAAAGAUUGAAUUUAUAAUACGAAUUGCAAGUACCAGAAACUGUGAUUAAUUUAAACUCUAUAUAAUUUGAAAAUUGAAUUUAUUGAUCUAUAAGUUGCGGGAUAAGUAUAAAUUUGCUGACAAAGACAUUGAAUGCAAUAGAUGACUUUAUCCAAACCAUAAAUAUAUUUAUACUCAUAGAAUGGUACGAAUGGUAAAUCAAUAUUGCUUGCAAUGGCACAUAGAACUUUGAUUGCAACAUGACUCCAAAUUUUUACGUCCCAUUCCUUUUAUGUUUUCUUUCAAUAGCCUUCUAUUUCUCUCAUAUACACGCCUUUUCUAUCCUUUUUAUUUUCUAUUCGACUUUUUUCCAAUACAAGUAAAAUAUUAAAUUUUUCAAAAUCUAAAAAAAAUUAAUGCUUUAUUAUUGUUUUAAAACUUAGUUGUUAUUUUAAAUAAAGUGAAAUUUAAUUAUACUUUGAAGCAUUAUUACGUGAAUUUUUAUUAUGCCUUUGCUAUUUAAUCCUUUCAAGGUCGAUUCUUUUAACUCUCUGAGAAAAAUGAUUUCUUGUGUGAUAUUAAUUAUAAUGGCUUCGUGAGAGAGACCUAAUGUAUUAUAUUUUAAGCUGUUAUAUAUUUAUAUUAUGUUAUAGUAUGUUAUGUUAUAUAUUAUGUUUUAUCGGACACAGUUUACAUUUCCCCUUUACACAAUAUCGAUUUCGAGAGUAAAAAGGAUAACUCUUACGAUUGUCUUUCAGCUUAUUGUACCUUUAAGCAUUUAAUGAAUCAUUCUAAUACAGUUGUAUUUCUAAAAUAUAUUCAAAUUUUCUUUCAUUAAUCCAAGACAUUUCAUGCUACACGCCGACAGUGUAUAAUCUCGUUCCUUUAUUAAUAACGAGUUUGCUGUUCAAAGUUUCUUUGUUCUCGUGUCUCUAUUUCUUUCAAGAUUGAUGAAAUAAGAAGAAAUUGUUUGAUGCUAGAAAUACUACACUUUCCAGGUUUCUGAUAUUCCUUUUCUUAUACCUUAGAAAUAAAAGCUAGGAAAUAACCUACUGUUAUUUUAAACGACAUACGAAAACCAAUUAUUUCCCUUUAAAAGUCAAAAUCUGCAAAUAAUUGUAUUCUUUAAUAAGAAUAAAAAUUUUCAUCAAUCUAUUAAUAGAUCCAAAUGAACUAACAAUCUUUCUCGAACUAACAAAAGUCAAGUUUUGUUGCAUUAAUCAUAAAAUAGAAAUGAAGGAACAUUACCGUUCGAUAAUCAAUCUUAUAUUAAAUAGGCCUUUCAUUUUUAAGUAUGUAGUAUACGCGUAGUACAUAUGUAGUAUAAGUACACUAUAGCACAAUCCUCAUUCCUUUAAGCGUAAAAUAUAAAAAGUAUGCAAAAACUUGAAGGUUUAAAAACUUUAAUUUAUUCACCGACUUCUUUACCAAAUUUCGGCUAAGAUAUUAAUAUAGUUUAACACAAACGAGAUACUAAAUCGAUCUAUCACCACACAUCGUUUUUGGUUUUAAACUAUUCAAAUUUUAAUUUUGUCGAUUGAAUCGGUCCAAAAUGACGUAUAAACGUUAAUUACUUAACGUAUCAUCUUGUUUUUGAAUUAUUGAUUAAUAUUCCGUUAAUAUUUGAAAUGCAAAUUAAUUGUUUUUAUUACUUUGUUUGAUCAAAGUCUAGAGUACAUUAUUAUCCUUAAUUAUAUUAUUAUCUUAUUACAUUUUAAUAGACGCUCUGUGGUUUCUGCAAUCUGUUACAGAAUGCUUCCUAUAGUAAAUAAUCGAUUUGUUUCAUUGCUUUCGAUAUUUUGUUUCGUUCCCCUAAUUAAUUAAUUUAACUUCUUUAAAAAUCAAAAUGUAAAAUAAUCCUAUUAUUUGAAAUAAAAAACUUCGAAUUAAAUUGCAUUUUUG
Messenger RNA from Bombus huntii, 6081 nucleotides. RefSeq names its product facilitated trehalose transporter Tret1-like. Gene Ontology annotation, cellular component: membrane. The record is from RefSeq and is a predicted model, not a curated record. Gene Ontology annotation, biological process: transmembrane transport. Gene Ontology annotation, molecular function: transmembrane transporter activity. Bases 104 to 1699 code for a protein of 531 amino acids. The transcript is spliced from 6 exons. NCBI's taxonomy places the organism in Eukaryota, Metazoa, Arthropoda, Insecta, Hymenoptera, Apidae.